Molecule: messenger RNA, 1937 nt
Organism: Mya arenaria
Lineage: Eukaryota; Metazoa; Mollusca; Bivalvia; Myida; Myidae
Product: glutamate decarboxylase 1-like
Exons: 16
Coding region: 1-1674 (557 amino acids)
Biological process (GO): carboxylic acid metabolic process
Cellular component (GO): cytoplasm
Molecular function (GO): carboxy-lyase activity; pyridoxal phosphate binding
Source: RefSeq, a predicted model, not a curated record
AUGGAGUCCUUGUCCAAUAAGGAAGUUGAAAAGCAGCAGGACAAUGAAAAAGAAAAGUCGUGCUUAGAUGGAGAUAAUACUAGAUUCGCCCGGGCAGCUGGUUGGAAUGGCAAACCACACGCGGUUCGACAGACGGAGUUUGCUCUGGAUCGUUCUAAGAGUAUGUCGUUUGAUUGGACCGAGUUUGAGAAGGUCUUUGCCUCAGAAUUCAACAACAAGGCGGGGUUUGAGCGGCUGGUCAGUUUCCUCUCCGAGGUGUCAAAGAUCAUCGCUAAAUACCUCAGGUCCGAACGAGAUGUCUCCUCCAAAGUUUUGGACUUCCAUCACCCUCACCAACUUCGGGAAAUGAUGGACCACUGUCUGUAUGUUGACAACAAGCCCAGAGAUCUAGAGCAGCUGCUCAGUGACUGCAAGGAGACUCUCAAGUACUGCGUCAAGACAGCCCACCCACACUUUCUUAACCAGCUGUCAACAGGGAUUGACAUCAUUGGUCUUGCAGCUGAGUGGGUGACCGCAGCAGCAAACACAAACAUGUUUACGUACGAGAUAGCUCCGGUGUUUACACUCAUGGAGGAGACUGUCCUACAGAGAAUGAAGCAGCUGAUUGGCUGGUCGGAUGGUGACGCAAUAUUCGCGCCAGGAGGGGCAAUAUCUAACCUUUAUGGCCUGAUGGUUGCCCGUCAUGUGGCAGAUCCAGGCAUCAAGCAUACUGGUAUGGCUGAUGGCAGGAAGUUUGCUGUCUUCACUUCUGCCCAGAGUCAUUUUUCCAUCAAGAAAGCAGCUGUCCUGCUUGGAAUCGGCCUGGAUAACGUCUACAGCAUUCAGACGGACGCCAGAGGCCGUAUGAACGUUGCAGCGCUAGAAGAAACAGUCCAGAGUGUUGUUUCCGGUGGCGCAGUGCCACUCUUUGUGAAUGCUACAUGCGGGACGACCGUACUGGGCGCCUUUGACCCCGUCAACCCGAUAGCGGAUGUAUGCGAGAAAUACGGGAUUUGGAUGCACAUUGACGGGGCUUGGGGAGGCAGCGUCCUGUUCACAGAAAAAUACCGCCACCUUUUAGACGGCGUAAACAGGGCUGAUUCUAUGACGUGGAAUCCCCACAAGAUGAUGGGCGUCCCUCUCCAAUGUUCUGCCAUCUUCGUCAAAAAACAGGGAGUUCUUCAAUCGGCAAAUGAGUUGGGUGCAGACUAUCUGUACCAGAAGGACAAGGUUUACGACACCAGUUACGACACCGGGGACAAGGCCAUACAAUGUGGCCGCCACAACGAUGUAUUCAAGCUGUGGCUCAUGUGGAGGUCAAAGGGGGACGAUGGGUUCAGAGACCAAAUUGAGAAAAACUUCGAGAUGGCAAGGUACAUGCUCGAAAAACUGAAGGCGCGAGAAGACUUCGAAUUGGUUUUGGAGGAGAUAGAGGGCCCGAAUGUGUGUUUCUGGUACACUCCUGAGAAGAUUCGAGCAAUCAAGAGCCAUCAAGACAGAAGCUUUCAGCUGCACAAGCUGACUGCUUGCUUGAAGGGUCUAAUGAUGGAGAAGGGAUCCAUGUUGUUACAGUACCAGCCACUGGGAAGUAUGCCCAACUUCUUCAGGAUUGCUUUCUCCAACUCCGCCAUCACCCGGACUGAUCUCGACUUUGUCGUGCAGGAGAUCGUGGACCUUGCUGAACAGCUCGAGUAGGGGUCGUGGACAAGAAGUGACAGAAAAACAUAACAGUUGUCCAUAGUUUGUAACGUGGACUCGACCUCCAGCUGAGUUGUUCAAACAGUGUUAAAUGAUCAGUGACCUGACAAUGUAUCUUUAAUUGAUAAUUUGUAAAAUAUUGGGGUAUGUAAUGAAUUCCACGAAAGGCUUAUUUUUCUAAUACUUUUUUGCCUACCUCAUGGAAUGGGGUAAACAAACAUAAAGUAAACAAACCAGCAUUUAAAAUGCUCAUUGACAAG